Molecule: messenger RNA, 381 nt
Organism: Talaromyces stipitatus ATCC 10500
Lineage: Eukaryota; Fungi; Ascomycota; Eurotiomycetes; Eurotiales; Trichocomaceae
Exons: 3
Coding region: 1-381 (126 amino acids)
Source: RefSeq, a predicted model, not a curated record
AUGUCUCAGGCACUCCGAGAUGUGUUCACCAAAUUCUGGGGUCAUCAUUUCUAUAGGUUUUACCCUAUUCGCAAUGACCUGAUGAUUAAUAGCUGGAAUCGGUAUAUGCUAAUGGCCUGGCUAGCUAAUAUUGAUAUUGCUCCAUGCACUGGCACUGAGGCUCUAUUGGAAUACAUUGCAAAAUAUGUGGCAAAAGCAGAGACGAAGACCGAAUCAUACAAGGAUCUUAUGAAGGGAUUUUUACUACAAGUUAAUGAGAAGAAUCUGUUCCUGUCUGCUGUCAAUGAUGAGGAAUCACUCCGCCGGGGUCUUUCUUCCCUAGAGAAAUACAAAAAUCAUCAAGCCAUCUUUGAGCACGUCACAUACUUGCAAUUCCUAUAA